CCGGCGGGAAGAGCGUGGGAGGAUUCAGGUUUUUUUUUUAAAUUACGCAUGCGCCAAAGAUGGUGGUAGCGGGGCGCAUGCGCCAUGCCGUGGAACUGAGUGAGAUGCUUAUGGAAGUCGCCCUGGUGAGCUCGAACGGCCGGUGGUGCAUGCGCACUUAAGUACUCCGCGGCCCCAGGCGGCAGAGGGGAAGAUGGCGGCGGUGGUACAGAAUGUGGUGAAGCUCCUUGGCGAACAAUAUUAUAAGGACGCGAUGGAGCAGUGCCACAACUACAAUGCCCGACUGUGUGCUGAGAGAAGUGUCCGAUUGCCAUUUCUGGACUCGCAGACUGGAGUGGCGCAGAGUAACUGCUACAUCUGGAUGGAGAAGCGGCACAGGGGGCCAGGUUUGGCAUCUGGCCAGCUCUAUUCCUACCCGGCUCGGCGCUGGCGGAAAAAACGUCGCGCUCACCCUCCUGAGGAUCCAAGGCUUUCCUUCCCUUCCAUUAAACCAGACACUGAGCAGACCCUAAAGAAAGAGGGUUUGAUCUCUCAGGAUGGCAGCAGCCUGGAGGCCCUUUUGAGGACGGACUCUCUUGAGAAGCGCAGUCUGCCCGAUCCUCGUACUGACGAAGACAGCCUCGGCGAGUUUCCUGUUGCCAAUAGUCGCGCGCGGAAGCGGAUCCUGGAACCUGACGAUUUCUUGGAUGAUCUAGAUGAUGAGGACUAUGAAGAAGACACGCCAAAACGCCGAGGCAAAGGCAAGGCCAAGGGCAAAGGAGUUGGGAGCGCCCGGAAAAAGCUGGAUGCAGCCAUUUUGGAAGACCGAGACAAACCGUAUGCCUGUGACAAUAGUUACAAACAAAAGCAUACCUCGAAACCUCCUGACCGAGUCUGUGGGAAGCGUUACAAGAACCGUCCUGGGCUGAGUUACCACUAUGCGCACUCCCACCUGGCUGAGGAAGAGGGGGAAGACAAGGAAGACUCGCAGCCCCCCACGCCUGUAUCACAGAGAUCUGAGGAGCAGAAAUCCAAGAAAGGUCCGGAUGGCUUGGCCUUGCCCAACAAUUACUGCGACUUCUGCCUUGGAGACUCCAAGAUCAAUAAGAAAACAGGGCAACCUGAAGAGCUGGUUUCAUGUUCUGACUGUGGACGAUCAGGGCACCCUUCAUGCCUGCAGUUCACACCAGUUAUGAUGGCGGCGGUGAAGACCUACCGCUGGCAGUGUAUUGAGUGCAAGUGCUGUAACAUCUGUGGCACCUCUGAGAACGAUGACCAGCUGCUCUUCUGUGACGAUUGUGACCGUGGCUACCAUAUGUACUGCCUCACUCCACCCAUGUCAGAACCACCGGAAGGAAGCUGGAGCUGUCACCUGUGUCUGGAUUUGCUGAAGGAGAAAGCCUCCAUCUAUCAGAACCAGAAUUCCUCCUGAUGGGUGCUGGGGCAGCAGAGAAGAAAGGGAGCUUGAAAGAGGAACCGCCAGUUGUCCACUACCUUGCAGGGCUCUUUUUCCCUUUCUUGGUUUAGUCUUUUUCCUAUGCUGCCUCCCACUCUUGGUCAGUGUCUCCUUCACCAGUCGGAUCCAGCCCCUGCCAGCUCUCUCCGUUGUCCUCUGCGCAGCGGUUUUUGGGUUUAGAACUUUUCCUUCUUUCUCUCUCUCCCUGCUCUCCUGCGAGGGAGGAUUCUCCAUGCCCUUUCCUCACUUGCCUCCAGGCUGGCUGAGAAGCACCAAACAGAUCAUCAUAUCUACGGCCUUAAUACUCAAGGACAAAUAUAUAUAUAUAUAGAAAUAUAUUCCGACCGAACUGGGCUUGCUGGGAGGAGGCGACUCCUUCUCAUCUCACUAACAUUGUGCUAUUGAAUCAACAGCUGAUCUGCAGGCUUCUAUGUCUCCGAAAGCAGAGCCAGCAAUUUUUAAAACUUUUUUUUAAAACACAAAACCACCACGAGCACUCUUGAUACUACCCACAGGGCUUAUAGGCUCCCUCCCAGCCCUUGACCACCUGUUCCUCCCUCUCCAUAAGAAAGUGGUUUUGUCCCCUAUAUAAUUACAAAUGGAUCCGGUUCUGGUCUGGAGCAGCCUCCUAGACCCGAGAGAACUCUGGGAAGGCAUUGUCCAGUGGAAAACCUACCUUUGGCCUUCAACAGUGUGGACCAGGACUUGGCUCAGGCAGGUGUGAAAACAAAGUGACUUUAUUUACCUCAGUCAGGGAAGAGCGUUUGAGGCUUCCCCUUGUCCUGAUGGAGGCUGGAUCCUGACCCAAAGAACCCUCCUGUUGUUAACACAAAGCACCAUUGCCUCCUUCCUUGUUUUCACACACACACAAGGCUAUAUAUAUAUUUUUAACCAGGGGUUGUGUCGGGGUGGGGGAUUGGGAUCGGGGGAGCAGAGAGAGGGUUCCAGCACUUUCCCCCACCUCUCUUUAGCAAGCCCUUAACCCAUGGGGUGUUGACUACAGCCCCCCCCAGCAGCAUUUCUGUCCCAUGGUGGGUUUUAGUGUGUUUUUAAUUCUCGGGGGAAUGUUUCCAGUCCUGGCACCAUUUUACAUUUCCCCUCGUAUCUUCCUCCCACCAUAUGGGCCUCUACAGAAUAUGCGAGUUGCUCGGAGGUGGAUGAAUGGAGGGCUGGCAGCUCUUUCUUCCCUGGAGCAGGGCUUGUUGGCAGAAGUUGACCCUGGUCUCCCCCCUGUGCUGCGUGCCUCUCUGGGGACAUUGGCCACAGAUCUCUGGGGUUGCCUGUGCGGGCCACUUCUUUUUUUCUUUCCCUAGCCUCACUUGAUGCCUAUUUGCUGAGUCCUGAUUUCCCACCUUCUCUGUGUGCGCGUCUGCAGGUGGAGGGCGAGCCCUUAUACCUUUGGGCUGCUCUCCAAGGAGAAGUAAACAAGCUGGCAUGCGGAAGCCUCCUCCCUUUCCAAGAACGGAAGCUCUCUUCUGCAUCCAUCCUGCCUUCCCCCUUGGUUGCCUUCUUCACCUCCCCACCCCCACUCUCUGGAGGAACCGGUCCUUAAUAAGAAGUGACAUUUUGAAAGCCUUCCUUGGAAAUUCCCACCUGUCUUCCCCCUGACCCCCUUUGUAUGGCACCCCAUUUGGGGAGGAGAGGUGUUUUUCUCUGGAAUAGGGUUCUGUGUAAUAUACUAAUGAUGUGCCUGUUUUUUCUAAAAAUUGACUUCAUACCUACCUCCAAAGCCCCUUGCCCCAGUCAUACAUCCUCUUGCACUCCCCCAAAAUGUGUCCAGCCCUUCUCUGCAUGCAUCUUUGCAGAGGCAAUACCUGAAGACUCAGGGGGACUGGCAAAGCAAAGGGGGCUGGUUCUUUUUAGAAUAGCUUGCCUCACCGAGUUAACUUCCAUUCUGUGAGUGGGCACUGCAGCCUCUUGCCUCACCUUUCCCUAAGGCAGAGGUGGGGAACUGAUCCCCCCCCCAAAGAUAUUGUUGGGCUAUGGCACCCAUCAUCAUCUCUUGACCCAUUGGGCUUGCUGGCUGCCGGAGCUGCUGGGAGUCAGACUCCACACCUCCAGCCAGACUGCAGGAAGGGUGCCAUCCUUGCCUUUGUUCUCACUGCCCUGCUAGCUAAGGUGGGUCUUAGUGGGGCUGUAUUUGGAAGGGGAAAGAGGCACUUUGGGAACCAAAACGGAAGCUUUCACCCACCCACCCCUGCCCUCAUUUGCUAUGCCCUGUGGACUAGAGGCUUUCAGGAUUAAAAAGGUCCACAGACUCCCCAUUGAGUCUAUAAGGGAUGUCAAGAGAGGUGGAGUCAUUGUGCACUUACAGCCCUGGAUCCCCUUGGGGGCCGCAACCCCACACAGGGAAGCCAUUUUGGUUUCUUUAACCUUGCACUUGAUUUCUCUCCCAUAGCUGGUUGGGAUUGGGUAGGAGGGAACAGGUAGAGGCGGCCUGUUGAUGAAGGGGGGGUGGGGUGGGCAAACCUUGCGUUGGGGGGAGUUGCUGUCCCAACCCCAGAUGGGGGCAUGUCCUCGUUCAAAGCAUCACACCCGUGUCUUAAAACUCACAACCCGAAUAAACACCAAAAUGGCUUGUUUGGACUAAUUAUUUUAUUGCAGUCUUUUGUCUGUGGGGGUGGGUUGAAAAUAGCUUUUUUGCAGGGGAUUUUUUUUU
Molecule: messenger RNA, 4094 nt
Organism: Podarcis muralis (Common wall lizard)
Lineage: Eukaryota; Metazoa; Chordata; Lepidosauria; Squamata; Lacertidae
Gene: DPF2
Product: double PHD fingers 2
Biological process (GO): nervous system development
Cellular component (GO): nBAF complex
Source: RefSeq, a predicted model, not a curated record